Molecule: messenger RNA, 2043 nt
Organism: Parastagonospora nodorum SN15
Lineage: Eukaryota; Fungi; Ascomycota; Dothideomycetes; Pleosporales; Phaeosphaeriaceae
Exons: 3
Coding region: 1-2043 (680 amino acids)
Biological process (GO): meiotic chromosome segregation
Cellular component (GO): nucleus; chromosome, centromeric region
Source: RefSeq, a predicted model, not a curated record
AUGUGUGUCGAGACGGCUGGGCUAACUCGGCUCAGAACCAAUUCGCAGCAGUCUAUCCGCAUCCGCAGUCUCGAAAAUGACUGCUCGCGCCUCCUCGCUGAGAAUCUCUCCCUACGCGAACAGGUUCUACAACUUCAAAACACACUCGAAUCCCAGCCAUUGCGCCCGUCGUUUGAAAAUAUCGAUGCCGUCAAGUCCAAGUUGGAAGCUAAGAUGGCAGAGCUUGGGGGCUUGGUCGCAGAGUUGGGGCAAUUGAAGAAGGCGGACCGAAAACCUCAUUGCAGGACACAGCUUGCGACGCGACGAAAUCCGGACGAAAAGCAAUGGCGCAGUGGACUGGGAUUGCAAGAAGUGGAGAAUGCUAUGAUGCCUACCAUCACAGAGGACAAGCACUAUCCCAGGCGAAUGUCGCGAUUUGACGACGAGGGACCAAUCUCCUACAACCCUGAGCAAGCAGAUGCAGCGCAGCCCGAAGGGGACAACGAGGACGGAGAACCAGCGCUUUCAGUAAACCUAGAAACGCGUAAGAAGCGAAGGGAGAGCGGGCCGAAGUUGAACAUUCGACGCGUAUCGGUUUUCGAGUCACCACCCGAGAACACAGAGGAUGGCGCAACGAGGGCUGUCAAGGCUGGCGCGAAGCGGAAGUUUAGUGUACAGGAAGACGAGGACAAGAGCCAGUCCAAGUCGGAGGCCUUUAGGUUCAGCCGCCGAAACGCUCCUACAUCCGAGACUGAGGCGUCUAACGAGGAUUCUGGACCUUCCUCUCCGGAGAGGCCAGUCCUUGGAAGCAAACCUGUCAACACGGAUCCUAUGGUCUCACCGAAGAAGCAACGCCAAUCUGUACAGGAUAAACCCGAGAAGCCGGCCCUACCUCCACCAAAAGCUCGGGUUAGUCGCCCACGCCUCAACAUCAAUCGCACCAUUACGCCACCCGAGAUACCAUUGCUUCCAAUGCCCGAGCCUGUCAUGACUGCCGAAAUCACCCUCGACGCAUUACCGCCGAAGACACCUGCCGUGGAGACUAUAUUCUCUCCUCCAACAACCGAACCGUCCACAUCGCGACCAGAAAGCAAGGACACGCCACCACCCGGUGAUCUGAGCGCGGCGGACCAGAUUGGCGCAGGCAGGCCAGGGCGAAGGGCGCGUCCGCAGGUCAGCUACAAAGAGCCAAGCCUACACACCAAGAUGCGACGACCGGAUGCUAAGCUUGUAGACGCGAUCGUCGAGAGGAGAACGAGCGUGGAGCCACAGACAGCACCGUCGACAACGAGUAAACCGACCGCCAAGCGCGAGUCAGCCGAUGAGUUGGGAUGGAAGCCAGUAUCAGCUAUCGCUGGUCGUGUUGGAGAAGAGGAGGCCGAGACUGGAAGUCCUCUGAGGCAGAAGCUGGAUCGCCGAGAAACCGGCCAAGAAGGCAAAAGCCCAUCUUCGUCAGAUUCGAUCGAAGUCCAAGCGUCCUCAGCUUCGAAGGCGAUUUCGGCGCUCAUAGACGAGACCAGUACCGCUAAACGGAAACAAGCUCCUUCAGCGCCCACAUUGAACCCGGCGUCCGAUUCCUCUUGGCAGAAGACGCAGAGUAAGCCAAUAACGAAAGAUCCGAUUAUCAGGCAAGAAGAAGGAGCCAAGGAUAAUCUCGCCAUUUUCGACUUCACGGAGUCCUCACCCGCCGAGAUUGCUGCCAACCCACGCGCCCGCAUCAACGAACUCGCAAAAGCGGCUCGGAACGCACGUCGCCACUCCUCCGUCCCAACAUCCUCGCUAUCCGAAGAGCACAAAACCGAGCGCCCUGAAGGUGCACUUCCUUCCCUGCAUAAGCGCACCGGAAGUGGAAAUGUAAAGAGCUCAAGCACGACUAGUUUGGGCAAGAGUACAUCAUCGAGACACGUUGGUGUAAAAGACAAGAAGCCUGGACUGCCGCCUAGUAAUAGCAGUAUCGAUAUCAAGGCCAAAGUUGAUGCAGUAGAAGAAGAACGAAAGAUCAGGGAAACUACUGCACUUAGGGCAGAGAGGGCGGCGAGCCGCAGGAAGAGCAUGCUGAUGUAA